AUGGCUUCCGCUGUUCUAUCCAACCGGAACGAACCUAAUUGGCCACAGCAUAGAAGCAGUGGAGCAGGAUUAAUGGGGAAAACACCUUUCUCUAACUCUAACCCUAACCCUAACUCCAAACCUAAAUUAGGAAACAGCAAGAGGACGCAAUCAGCUUCCGAUGAUGCUUCCUCCAUCAACCGGAGAACGAAUGAUGUGAAUCAUCACUCUCAACAUGUUACCUUCAACGUAGCGUCGUACUCGAAGAAUGAGCUGAACGAACUCAAGCAUCGUCUUGUUUCGGAGCUCGAACAGAUACGUAAUCUUAAGAAUCGAAUUGAGUCUGGUGAGUUUCAACCUCAGAGGAAAUCGAUGAACAAGAAGAUUGGUAACAAGCGUUCCCUUCCGAAGGACUUUAAGCGGUCGAAUUCAGAGAUUGAGGGGUUGAUGAAGGGUUGCGGGCAGGUUUUGCAGAGACUGAUGAAACACAAGCAGGCUUAUUACUUCAAUGCUCCUGUUGAUGUUGUGGGAAUGGGUCUUCACGAUUACUACGAUAUAAUCAAGCGACCGAUGGAUCUAGGUACAGUGAAGUCGAAUCUCUCUAAGAACGUUUAUGCAACUCCAGCUGAAUUUGCUUCUGAUGUGCGAUUAGCAUUCAACAAUGCACUGACUUAUAACCCUAAAGGACACAUUGUGAACACAGCUGCAGAUCAGCUUUUAACUAGGCAAGUUCUUGGAACCAUGUUGAGCCACCAGAAAGGGUUAAGAAGAAGAGGGAGAAUCCGAAUCCAGUCCCUCCUCCAGAAUACCAACAACUAG
Vicia faba (fava bean) is the source of this 798-nucleotide messenger RNA. Lineage: Eukaryota; Viridiplantae; Streptophyta; Magnoliopsida; Fabales; Fabaceae. The record is from the annotation of a GenBank genome assembly.